AUGCCUGUAUCGAUUGGCGACGAGUAUUAUUCGUACUCGCCGCGGCCCUUUGUCGAGGCGUCGGCUGCAAUUGCCCCUCCAGCCUUGUCGUCCACGGCGCCUGCGGCUGUGGGGAUGUCGCCUCUUCCUGCACCUCGAUCUGCGCCGUCAUCUGUGACUCAGGCUGGCCCUGUCCUUGCUCCUGCUACGGCGCCCGUUCCCGUCGUGGCGUUGAUGUCUGCGUCUGCCGCGGGACCAGAUCAUGUGCCCGCGUCGUCGCCCGCUCCAGCGCUCGCCUUGGCGUAUGCUCCUGCGCCCGCUCCUGGGAUGGCUGCAGCGUCCGAUCCUGCGCACCCUCCUGCGCUCGCACCGAUGGUUCCAUCUGUCCCCGUGGGGAUGUCGGCGCCCUUGCCUGUAGUCGCGGCGUCGUCUGCUGCUGAUGGGGCAGCCUCCGUGCCGCCACCUACCGUUGCUACUGCGGACCCGACUUACCGGCCACCUCCAGCCACCAGCCUUGGCCUAAGCUCGGCGGAGGUUCAGUCGGCUCGCGCGUCGCCUCUGGUUACUCCUACUUCUCUGCCUGCGGCAGCACCAGCGCCGCCUCCGACUGUCCAGGCGGGUCCAUUUCCCGCACCCCUUGCUCCUAUUCCCCCUGCUCAACGUCAUCCGUCCCCUGGCCGUCGGCAGCAUCGGCCUCAUUCCCCUGUGCUGCGUGACGAGCGGGAGACGUCAAGGCGGCGGCACGAUUCUCAUCGGCACCGUGUUGUGUCUGACGCGUUGCGCGACAAACGGAACGGGCGGGCGAGCCUGAGCAAUUCGCCGCGCGUCGCUCCUGCGCCGGUGUCCCUUCCUCCGGCUGCGCCCUAUGCGCUUGCACCUCCUCUUCCCUCGUCGGCCGCUCCUCCUCCUCGUGCUCCCGUGGCAUCUGUUGCUGCUCCUGGGAACCGUCUGCGGAUGCCGUGGGUUCCUCCUGUGGCGGGCAUGGAGUUCGUGACUGCAGGCGGAGGGCCGGUGACGCCGCAGUAUCCGUCUCUACUGCAUAUGGCUCCUGCUUCUUCGGCAGCUGAUCCUCCAGUACAAUCACUGGUGGGGCCUUCUCCUUCGGCGGAUGUGCCUGAUGUGACUCUAGGGCAGCUUUGGCGCCUCUCUGCGGGUUUGUGGGCCGUUCACCUGAUCCAGGUGUAUUGUCACGCGGCGCUUUCUCGCGGCGUGCCUCUAGAAGGCGGCCCUCUGGACGAGUGCUCGGAUGCCGCUGAUUGGCUUGCCGAGCUCCUUGCGCCCGUGUUGGCUGCGCCCGCGCGGGGUGGAGUUGCGGGCGUUGGACAGCUUGGGACUGAGCUCCGUGGUCUGCGCCGUGUGAUGCGCGCAGCGACUGCAGUCGACCUGAUCGGCGCAACCACUGUGGUGGUGCGCGAGCUUCAUUGCUCGUUGACGGGGCUCCUUGCUGUUCUUGACGCGGAUCAGAUGUAG
Closterium sp. Naga37s-1 is the source of this 1449-nucleotide messenger RNA. NCBI's taxonomy places the organism in Eukaryota, Viridiplantae, Streptophyta, Zygnematophyceae, Desmidiales, Closteriaceae. The record is from the annotation of a GenBank genome assembly.